CGACACACGUUAGCAGAGUUAGGACGACUAUGAUGAUAAUAGCAUCUAAUCCGCCUUUAACAUCACCGCCGCCGCUAUCUUCUCUGUUCAUUGCCGGAUGAGGACUCAUCGUCGUUGUCCUCUCCAGGCGUCGGUCCCAGCGAAGACGACCAAAGUCUCCGACUUGGCCAUAACUGAACCGACUCCCUUGUUCAUCAAAUCCCCCGUCGCCAUCUGCAACAUCGACUCCUAUUUCAUCACCGCCGGGAACCUCACUGCCGUGAACUUCCAGCUCCAAGUCUCCGUGAGAAACCACAUCAGUGACUUCCGUCGCCAAUCGCCGCCUCCAGCUACAGCUCCGCCUCAGGAAACACAAGUCACCGUUUCCAUCUCUCUAUCUCCAGUCCGCCGCCGUCUCCAUCAAUCAGCCGCCGCGGCAGUCUCCGCCAUCGGCGCCACUUGAUCUCCUCGUCCCGUCGGCGAGGACGCAGUGCACUUAAUGAAGCUGAGCACCCAAAUUUGACCCAGAUCUGGCAUCGCCUUUUCUUUUUGAAGUCUCCUGUUCCCGCCAACAAUCGUUGUCUCCAGCUCCUGGCCGCCCGCCAUUGCCCCAUUGUCGUUGGAAUCGGAAUUUUCCGAUUCAGAAACGAAUCAAAGUGAGGCAGUAGGUAAGGAAAAGAAUUAGAUUGCGCGAUUAGGUGAUUAGUUUAGGUAAAGAAACAAAUCAAGAUUCA
Messenger RNA from Linum trigynum, 713 nucleotides. Lineage: Eukaryota; Viridiplantae; Streptophyta; Magnoliopsida; Malpighiales; Linaceae. The record is from the annotation of a GenBank genome assembly.